Messenger RNA from Staurois parvus, 381 nucleotides. NCBI's taxonomy places the organism in Eukaryota, Metazoa, Chordata, Amphibia, Anura, Ranidae. The record is from the annotation of a GenBank genome assembly.
AAAAAAAAAAAAAAUCCAAGGGACAAAAUACACACACAAACUGCCACUAUAUUGCCCCAAAAGUAUUGGGACACCCCUCCAAAUCAUUGGAUUCAGGUGUUCCAAUCACCUCCAUGGCCACAGGUGUUAAAAUUCAAGCCCCUAGGCAUGCAGACUGCUUCUACAAACAAUUGUGAAGGAAUGGGUCGCUCUCAGGAGCUCAGAAAAUUCAAAUGUGGUACCGUGAUAGGUUGCCACCUGUGCAAUAAGUCCAUCUGUGAAAUUUCCUUGUUACUAAAUUCUCCACGGUCAACUGUUAGUAGUAUUAUAACAAAGUGGAAGCAACUGGGAACAGCAACUCUGCCAAGAAGUGGUAGGCACGUAAAAUGACAGCGGGGUCAG